Molecule: messenger RNA, 805 nt
Organism: Hyla sarda
Lineage: Eukaryota; Metazoa; Chordata; Amphibia; Anura; Hylidae
Gene: EIF4E1B
Product: eukaryotic translation initiation factor 4E family member 1B
Exons: 8
Coding region: 1-690 (229 amino acids)
Biological process (GO): translational initiation
Cellular component (GO): cytoplasm; eukaryotic translation initiation factor 4F complex
Molecular function (GO): RNA 7-methylguanosine cap binding; translation initiation factor activity
Source: RefSeq, a predicted model, not a curated record
AUGAGGACUGGCUACGAGGAUGGCAUAUGGGGACGAGAUAAGAGAUGGAAUCGCCGUAAUGUGAGGUUAACCUUUAAGGAGCUUCCUCGAAGAGAUGAAAAGAAGAAAAAGAAAAAAGUGGCUGUUGUUGAACAUGUGGAAAGACAUCUUUUACAGAGCAGGUGGGCACUCUGGUUCUUCAAAAAUGUGAAAAGCCAACCGUGGCAGUGUAACUUGCGCCUGGUAACGACAUUUAACACCGUGGAAGACUUUUGGGCGUUGCAUACUCAUAUCCAGCUUGCAAGCAAGUUGUCGUCUGGCUGUGACUACUCCAUCUUUAAGGAUGGGAUUGAGCCCAUGUGGGAAGAUAGUCGGAACAAAAGGGGUGGAAGGUGGCUUAUCACUCUUUCCAAGCAGCAACGACACAGUGACCUAGACUCCCUUUGGCUUGAGACCUUACUAUGUCUGAUUGGAGAAGCCUUUGAUGAACACAGUGAAGAAGUCUGUGGCGCAGUUAUUAACAUUCGGGCAAAAGGAGAUAAGAUCGCCAUCUGGACCAGAGAGGCUGAAAACCGAGAGGCUGUUACUUAUAUAGGUAAAGUGUAUAAAGAGAGACUGGGCCUGUCUUCCAAAGUGGUCAUUGGUUAUCAAGCACAUGCAGACACUGCUACCAAGAGCAGCUCCCUUACCAAGAAUAAGUUUGUGGUAUAAGGACUCGACAGAUAAUGCUUAUCUAUUAGCACUUUUUUUGUUCCUUUUUGUUUAGCGGUGGCUAUGUCAAGAGGGAAAUAAGAAAUAUAAUUUAAAUGCAGAUCAAUAAAAUAAA